AUGUGGAGGCAGCUCGUUGAUGCGUCCCUCGCCAAGCAGAUCCAGGCCUUGAUGCAGCAGUUCAAGGAGAGCGUGCUAGGGGAGGACGGCCUGUCUCUACGUGCCAUGAGCGACGAAAGCGCAAAGGAGCUGGCCGACCAAGCGGCAACUGGCCUCCUCGACCUGGUGGAUCGAGAGUUCCACAGCAGGAUAAGCCGCGCCUCCGGCGGUAGCAGCGCAGACCACGCUACCGCCGCUCACACCGGGCACCCCGCGACGGACGGGAGGAAACGAAGCGUGGUCUCGCCUUUUUCGACGGCACCGGAGAGAGAUAGAGAUGAGGAAGAAGAUAGCGAAGAAGAAGGCGGCCUGGAUUGGUUGGACGGGAUCAAGAGGCAGGCAGCGGGGGCAAGGAGCAGGCCCGGCGGUGCAGGAGGCGUGAAGCGCACGGGGAGCACGCUGUUGGGAGAUGAUGCCACCGCCCAACCCUUGCCAGUUUUGGAGUCUAUCGGGGACAGGGCGGAGUACGAGUCGGCGUUGGUUGCCUUGAAGGCGUAUCACCGGCAGCACGGAAAUCUCCUCCUGACCCAGAACUAUGUCAUGCCCGACGAGGAAGAUAACGGGAACAUGUUGGAACACCGUGGGUGGCGUUUGGGGCAAAAGGUGUACACGAUGAAGUUCUGGAAGAGGCACGUGAGAGACCGACCGUCGAGGAGAGCGGAGUUGGCCAAGCUGGGAUUCGUCUGGGGAAGGUUGCAGGACGAGUACAACUUGUUUCUGGAGGCGUUGUUGGCCUACAGGGACAUCGAGGGGUGUCUGCUUGUUCCCACCUCGUUCGUCGUGCCGGAGACGGAGCCGUGGCCCCUCUCGUGCCAGGGCAUGAGGCUUGGGGCCAAGGUGGCCGGGGUGAGGAAUCAGAGCUUGUACGUCAGGACGGACGUUGCGCGAUGGUACCAGCUGGAUGCGAUAGGCUUCGUGUGGGAUCUGUCGGACGCCCCUUUCCGCCAGGUGUACGACGCCCUGCUGCAGUACAAGGCUGAGCACGGCAAUCUCCACGUACCGGUGGCCUUUAGCGUGCCGUCGAGCCCGCCGUGGCAUCAAGAUCUGUGGGGGCUGGCACUGGGGCAAAGGGUCCUCGACAUCCGAGCGACGCAUCGAUACAUCCGCAACGAUCCGGAGCGAAUUCGGCUGCUGAACGAGGUCGGCUUCCGCUGGACUGAUGCCACGAAAGCUAGCUACGGCAACGUCGUGCGAGCGCUAAAGGCGUACCGCAAGAUCAAGGGUCGCGACUUGUCGGUACCGAGCUCUUUCGUGGUGCCGUCCUUCCUCCCGUGGCCGCAGUCGUGCUGGGGGCUCCGGCUGGGAACAGCUCUCGUCGACAUUCGCAGCAAGGGCAGGUAUCUGAAGGGAGAAGAGAGGCAGCAGAGGCGCAUGGAGCUGGAGCGCUUGGGGGUGUUCGCGCAGUCGCGGGAGGCGAUCCUGGCGAACGUGGUCAAGGGGUUACGGACCUAUCUCAGUGUGUUCGGGAACACCAUGGUCCCGCAGGGGUUCGUAGUCCCAGAUGGGGAAGCCUGGCCGGAAGAAUGCAGGAAACAAAAGCUGGGUUCAAUGCUCUACGGCCUCCGUAGGAACCCCGAGCGACUGAACCGGCACCCGGAGAUACGGGCGGAGAUCACCGCGCUAGGAUUCAGCUGGAAGGUGCCCAAGAGGGGCCGUCGAAAAAGUACCGCCACCGCUGCUGCCGCCGCCGCCGCCGCUACCUGUGCCGGGGUCGAUGGCACGGUGCCGAGAAGUAGAGGCGGCGGCAGGAACGAAGCGCAACGUGGGGAGCCGGGAGGCGCAGCGGCGGCAGCAGCAGCGGUCCUUCGACCACCGCCACCGCCGUCGGAUGCCGCUGUUGUUGUAUUGGCGGCCGAAGGGGUCGGGCAGGACAUCGAACGCCCUUCGCGGUUGGGCGAUGGAGCUGGUGGUCGUGGGUUUGAUGUUGGGGUUGGUGAUGGUGGUACUGUUGUCAGUGAUGGUAGGUCUGAAGGUGUUCGUGCCCGAAAUCGGGCAGAUGGUGAAGAUAACACCGCAGGGAAGACGAAUAAAGGUAGCGUUGUAGCGAACAGUAGUGCAAGUCGAAGGAAUAGGGCGGGUCGACUCCUGUCCCCCGCAGGCUGUUAG
Molecule: messenger RNA, 2145 nt
Organism: Ectocarpus siliculosus
Lineage: Eukaryota; Phaeophyceae; Ectocarpales; Ectocarpaceae
Source: the annotation of a GenBank genome assembly